UUUUAAAAGUUUUAUAUCCACCCUGUGGCCCUCCUCUGCCUUAGCCUCUACCACCUCUUAUUUGCUGUUUCUACAGCUGCCUCCCUGGUCUCUUCACUUGUAGUUUCUUCUACUUAGUUCACACCACAGAGGCUAUUCUGACCAGCAGAUCUUAUGACAUCACUCCUUUACAUAAUAUAUUCCAGUGCCCCCUGUCCUGCUCCUAGUUCAGAGCCCCUGGUAUUCACAUAACUGCUGGUCUCACCAACUGACUCCUCACUACUUCCUGCCUCCAGCCUCCAUGGUAUCAUGAUUCUUGCAGAGUGAGGCAGGGGCAGACAUUCUUCCAUAUAUCCGGCUUGUUUCCCUGCACCUGUCCUGGGCUGGCACUGGAGCAGUUGUAGGGACUUCCUACAUACUCCCUUUCCUCCUCCCACUCCUCCCAGGAACUGGAAGUGCUUGCAGAGAGACCUGUGUUAAACCUGCCACCAUCCCUUAUUCACCACGACAUUUCAGCUCAAUUGUUCCUUCAACAAAUAGUUACUGAGUACCCACCACAUGCUUUAUGUUCUGGAAAUCCAGUUGUAAGCAGCGCAGAAUGAUCUCCACUCUUGGGUAGCUUACAUUCUGGGGGUGGGAUGGGAGAAAGAUAACAGUAAACAAAUAAUACUAGUAGUGAUAGCUGACAUUUAUAUGGUGUUCUGCGUGCCAAGUCCUGUUUGAAGUACUCUACAUGAUUCACUCAUUUAAUCUUUGAAACAAGCCUAUGAGAUAUUAUUGGUGUCCCUAUUUGACAGAUGAGGAAAACUGAGUUCCAUGGAGAUUAAGUAACUUGUCACACAGCUAGUAAAUGACAGAGUAGAGAUUCACAUUCAAGCAGUUUGGUUUCAGAAUCUGUGCUUAUAACCCUACGUUACAAAAGAAAAUUGUGAUUAGUACUAGGUAAAAAAGAAAUGAACAGAGUGCUGUGACAGAGAGUACUGGAAUUUUCUGUGUUGAGGGAUACUACUUAAAAGGCAACAUCUGAGCAGAGCAUUGAAGGAUGCAAAGAACCCAGUUACGUGAAUAACUGGAUAAAAGAAUUGGUGUUCUGGGUAGAAAAUAUUGCAGGCAGACCGGGCGUGGUGGCUCACACCUGUAAUCCCAGCACUUUGGGAGGCCAAGGCAGGUGGAUCACCUGAGGUCAGGAGUUCGAGACCAGCUUGGCCAACAUGGUGAAACCUCAUCUCUACUAAGAAUACAAAAAUUAGCCAGGCAUGGUAGCGCAUGCCUCUAGUCCCAGCUACUCAGGAGGCUGAGGCAGGAGAAUCGCUUGAACCCAGGAGGCGGAGGUUGCAGUGAGCGGAAAUUACACCACUGUACUCCAGCCUGGGUGACGGAGCGAGACUCCAUCUCAAAAAAAGAAAAUAUUGCAGACAAUAAAAUAAACAUUCUCUGUAGGCCUCGAUAUUCUCAUCUGAAAGGGGGACAAGGGAUUUUUUUCAGGACUGCUUUGAGAAGUAUACUUUAGCAGGAGUUGGGCAGGGGGUUGGCUUAGUUUUAUUGGCAGGGGGUUGGCUUAGUUUUAUUGGCAUUGUAUGCCUCUCCAAGGCUAACGGCUGGAAGUGCAGGAGCUGUCAUCAGUUGUUGGCCCUGGAAAUGCCCUGCAAGCUCUUUGUGGUCCCUAGGAUGAGAGGGAGCUGUCUCCAGGCCUAGGAUCCAGGACACAGAGCCCUCCACAGAAGAAGGGUGGCAGUAAAGCUGUCUGUAGCACUGACAACUUCCAGAGGAGCCUGAGGUCUUGGAUUGCAUCUCUGAGCUCUGCAGCCAGAUGGAACAGCUGGAGCGAGAGAACCAGCAACUGAAGGAGGGGGCUGCAGGAGCAGGGGUUGCCCAAGCUGGGCCCAUCGUGGACGGGGAGCUGCUGAGGCUACAGGCUGAAAACACAGCCUUGCAGAAGAAUGUGGCAGCCCUGCAGGAACGCUAUGGGAAAGAAGCCGGGAAGUCCUCAGCUGUCAGUGAGGGCCAGGGGGACUCCCCAGGGGGCCCUGCCCCCACCAUCCUGGCCCCCAUGCCACUGGCAGAGGUGGAGCUGAAAUGGGAAAUGGAGAAAGAGGAGAAGAGAUUGCUCUGGGAGCAGCUGCAAGGCUUAGAGAGCUCAAAGCAGGCCGAAACAUCCAGGCUGCAGGAAGAACUUGCUAAGCUCUCGGAGAAACUGAAAAAGAAACAAGAAAGUUUUUGCCGUCUGCAGACAGAAAAGGAGACGCUAUUUAAUGACAGCAGGAACAAGAUUGAGGAAUUACAACAACGGAAAGAAGCUGAUCUCAAAGCUCAGUUGGCUCGAACUCAGAAGCUGCAGCAGGAACUUGAAGCUGCCAAUCAGAGCUUGGCAGAGCUGAGAGAUCAGCGGCAGGGGGAGCGCCUGGAACAUGCGGCAGCUUUGCGGGCCUUACAAGAUCAGGUAUCCAUCCAGAGUGCAGAUGCACAGGAACAAGUGGAAGGGCUUUUGGCCGAGAACAAUGCCUUGAGGACUAGCCUGGCUGCCCUGGAGCAGAUCCAAACAGCAAAGACCCAAGAACUGAAUAUGCUCCGGGAACAGACCACUGGGAUGGCAGCUGAGUUGCAGCAGCGGCAGGCUGAGUACGAGGACCUUAUGGGACAGAAAGAUGACCUUAACUCCCAGCUCCAGGAGUCAUUACGGGCCAAUAGUCGGCUGCUGGAACAACUUCAAGAAAUAGGGCAGGAGAAGGAGCAGUUGACCCAAGAACUACAGGAGGCUCGGAAGAGUGCUGAGAAGCGGAAGGCCAUGCUGGAUGAGCUGGCAAUGGAGACGCUGCAAGAGAAGUCCCAGCACAAGGAAGAGCUGGGAGCAGUCCGUCUACGGCAUGAGAAGGAGGUACUGGGAGUGCGUGCCCGCUAUGAACGUGAGCUCCGAGAGCUGCAUGAAGACAAGAAGCGUCAGGAGGAGGAACUCCGUGGGCAGAUCCGGGAGGAGAAGGCCCGGACACGGGAGCUAGAGACUCUCCAGCAGACAGUGGAAGAACUUCAAGCUCAGGUACACUCCAUGGAUGGAGCCAAGGGCUGGUUUGAACGGCGCCUGAAGGAAGCCGAGGAAUCCCUGCAGCAGCAGCAGCAGGAACAAGAGGAAGCCCUCAAGCAGUGUCGGGAGCAGCAUGCUGCCGAGCUGAAGGGCAAGGAGGAGGAACUACAGGAUGUUCGGGAUCAGCUCCAGCAGGCCCAGGAGGAGCGGGACUGCCACCUGAAGACCAUUAGCAGCCUGAAGCAGGAGGUGAAGGACACAGUGGAUGGGCAGAGGAUCCUGGAGAAGAAGGGCAGUGCUGCGCUCAAGGACCUCAAGCGGCAGCUGCAUCUGGAGCGGAAACGGGCAGACAAGCUGCAGGAGCGGCUGCAGGACAUCCUCACUAACAGCAAGAGCCGCUCAGGCCUUGAGGAGCUGGUUCUCUCAGAGAUGAACUCACCAAGCCGGACUCAGACAGGGGACAGCAGUAGCAUCUCCUCCUUCAGCUACCGGGAGAUCUUGCGAGAAAAGGAGAGCUCAGCUGUUCCAGCCAGGUCCUUAUCCAGCAGCCCUCAGGCCCAGCCCCCUCGGCCAGCAGAGCUGUCAGAUGAGGAAGUGGCUGAGCUCUUUCAGCGGCUGGCAGAGACACAGCAGGAGAAAUGGAUGCUGGAAGAGAAGGUGAAGCACCUAGAGGUGAGCAGUGCCUCCAUGGCAGAGGACCUCUGCCGGAAGAGUGCCAUCAUCGAGACCUACGUCAUGGACAGCCGGAUCGAUGUGUCUGUGGCAGCAGGCCACACAGACCGAAGCGGGCUGGGCAGCGUCCUGAGAGACCUUGUGAAGCCAGGCGACGAGAACCUUCGGGAGAUGAACAAGAAGCUGCAGAACAUGCUGGAGGAACAGCUCACCAAGAAUAUGCACUUGCACAAGGACAUGGAAGUUCUGUCCCAGGAAAUUGUGCGGCUCAGCAAGGAGUGCGUGGGGUCUCCUGACCCAGACCUAGAGCCAGGAGAAACCAGCUAAAGACCUGCAGGCUGUACCCACACCCUCCCCUUCCUACCCGCUAGGAUGCCAUUCCCUUGGGCUGUGGUGGGAAAAUGAGGGCUGGAGCCAAAAUCAUAUAGGUUAGGAGACUGGACAUUAAAGGGGCUAGAGGCCUGACGGUUAGUGUUAAUUACCCUGUCUUAGGGCAGAAGCCACUGGGAAGUGGAGAUCCUGAGAGAAGAGGCAGGGAUUUCUCCUCCUUGGUCCUGGCUCCCAAGGGCUUCUGCCUUCAUCUCUGCAUGAGCUCUCCUUCCCAGAGACCAACUCUUUUUUUAUUUUAUUUUAUUUUUUAAUUUAUGUCUGGAGCCUGGCUACUCUGCAUUUGGGAUUGGGGAUGUUGGGUGGGUGUGUGGUCCAUGUUCAGCGUUCUUGCAACACGUGCGUGUGUGUAUGUAAAGGCUGUGCAGCUAAAAUACCAUCUGGCCAGACGGGCCCACCCAC
Messenger RNA from Callithrix jacchus (white-tufted-ear marmoset), 4459 nucleotides. The record is from RefSeq and is a predicted model, not a curated record. Lineage: Eukaryota; Metazoa; Chordata; Mammalia; Primates; Cebidae.